Molecule: messenger RNA, 705 nt
Organism: Colletotrichum fioriniae
Lineage: Eukaryota; Fungi; Ascomycota; Sordariomycetes; Glomerellales; Glomerellaceae
Cellular component (GO): membrane
Source: RefSeq, a predicted model, not a curated record
AUGGCAUCGAUACAUCACCGAAGCGACAGCCAGGUCAUGGCAUCUCUUUACUUAUACGACCCCUCAAUGGCUGCCGCUUGCGUCUUCAUCGUCCUAUUCUCUUCAACUUUUGCCGCUCACGCAAUUCUUCUUAACAAGAAACGAACUCGCUUCUUCAUUCCAUUCAUCGUCGGCAUUAUCUGCGAAAUCCUUGGUUAUGUUGCGCGUGCCAUAUCGGCAGCCCAAACCCCGAACUGGCAGGUGAUGCCCUACGCACUACAAUCCCUCAUGCUGCUCAUCGCCCCGUCGUUGCUAGCAGCAUCUAUCUACGGCAUGCUAGGUCGCCUCAUUAUUCUAUCAAACAGCCAAGACUACAGCCCGGUCAAGCCGGCGAUUCUCACGAAGGUUUUCAUCACGAGCGAUGUCCUCUCCUUUCUGGUACAGAGCGGAGGUGGGGGUAUUCUCACCAAUGCCAAGUCGCCGAGCAAGAUUCAACUGGGAGAAAACGUGAUCAUUGUUGGUCUUUUCAUUCAGCUCAUUGGCUUUGCUCUUUUCAUUGCCGUCACAGCAGUCUUCCAUUGGCGUAUUUCUCAAAAGAGAGGUCAGAGUUUGACACACGCCGCCUCAUGGGAGAAGUUUCUUUGGAUCUUAUACGGCGUCAGUGUACUGGUCUUAAUUCGUUCACUUUUCCGCGUCAUUGAGUACAUCCAAGGCUAUAAUGGAUAG